UAUGUAAGCAGGCAGGGGAACUGUGGUGACGCUCUAUGCCCUGACACGGUGCUGACGUCAGCCUUGGCGACAGAAGGCUGACAGGGUGUGCAGUGAUCUGCGCAGGCGCAUGGUGGCCUGCAGGCGCAUGGUGGCCUGUAGGUGAAUCCAGACGGUGCUGGUGUGCAGAGCAUUGUGGGUAGGCUGAAUAGACUGAAAAGGACAGCAGCCAGAACUCUGGCCCCUUUUGGCUGCAGCUUCUUCUGAUCAGAUGCAUCUUGGUGGAGGUGCUCCAGGCAUCCAUCUGCCAUGUCUACUUCUCCUGGGAACUGAACACAUGAGACUCUGCUAGCCGGGCCUGGCAUUCUGGGGCAGGAUCUAUGCAAUUUGAAGCUCAGUUUUGUGGCUGGCUUAGCUGAGAGAUUUUAGGUGUGGGGGUGCCGGGGGACCGCAUGGAGAACGCCUCCCUGAGCCCCGACUACUCGCACUACGACGACGACGAGCUGGGGGACCUGCCGGUGGACUGCGCGGGGGGCGCGUGCGGGCUGAGCUCCGGGCCCGGCGCCGCGCCGCUGCUGCUCCACGCGGCCGCCUUCCUGCUGGGGGCUCCGGGCAACGCGCUGGCGGCCUGGGCGGCGCGGGGGGCGGCGCGGCGCGGGGCGCGGGGGGCGGCCUGGCUGCUCCACCUGGCGGCCGCCGACCUGCUGUGCUGCCUGGCGCUGCCGCUGCUGACCGCUCCGCUCGCGCCGCGCGGCCAAUGGCCCUUCGGGGAGGCCGGCUGCCGGGCGCUGCCCGCGCUGGGCCUGCUGGCGCUGUACGCGGCGGGGCUGCUGCUGGCGGCGCUCAGCGCUCACCAGGGGCUGCGGGCCUGCCGGGCCCGGGGUUGCGGGCCGCGCGGCGCUCGCGGGGCGGCCUGGGCGCUGGCCCUGCUGCUGAGCGCGCCCAGCCUGUUAACCCGGCGGCUGCACCGCGAGCGCUUCCCCGAGCGGCUGCUCUGCGUGGUGGACUACGGGGGCUCCUCCUCGGCCGAGCGCGCCCUGGCCGCCGCCCGCUUCGCCCUGGGCUUCCUGGCGCCGCUGCUGCUGGCCGCCGGGGGCCAGGCCGCCCUCCAGCUCCGCGCCUCCCGCAGGCGCUGGCCGCUGGGCACGGCCGCGCUGGUCGGCUGCUUCCUCUGCUGCGCCCCGUUCCACGGGCUGGGGCUGCUGCUCGCCGUGGCCGCGCCCCGCUCGGCGCUCCUGGCCCGGGCCCUGCAGGCCGAGCCCCUGGCGCUGGGCCUGGCCCUGGCCCGCAGCUGCCUGAGCCCCGGGCUGCUCCUGUACUUCGGGCGCGCCCGGCUCCGCGAGUCGCCGCUGGCCGCCUGCAGCUGGGCCCUGCGGGAGCCCGAGAGCCUGGAGAACAGCGAGCACGGACACGGGUCCUCCCGCCAGGACCUGGUGACGGUUUCAGAGGCGGAGAUGUAGGCUGGAAGGGCUGGUGGGGAAGCUUCAGGCACGGCUGCAGGCAGCUGCAUUGUAUCAUUUAUUCCUUUAAAAUUGUUUUCUCCCUGGCACCAGGGUUAUCGCUGGGGCUUGGUGCCUGCACCACCGUUCCCAGAGGCCAUUCUCUUCCCCCUUUUAAAAAUUCAUUUUAAUUUAAUUUAAAAAAUCUUUAUUGGGGGAUUAAUUGUUCACAGUCGACAAUAAAAUACAGUAUUUUGUACAUGCGUAACAUUUCCCAGUUUUCCACAUAACAAUACAACCCUCAGUAGGUCCUCUGCUGCCACCAUGCUCCAGGACCUCUCGCCCCACCCCAGUAGUCCUUUACUGUGGUGCAAUACACCAUUUUUCUUUUUUUUAAAACUAUAUUUGUUAAAAAAAUAUAUAUCUGUUACUAAUAUUAUGCUGCAAGAUUUAUUAUGAUUGUACUGUAUAAUGUUUCAUCACACCCACCACCAAAGUUUUUUCUUUUUUCUUUU
Molecule: messenger RNA, 1933 nt
Organism: Erinaceus europaeus (western European hedgehog)
Lineage: Eukaryota; Metazoa; Chordata; Mammalia; Eulipotyphla; Erinaceidae
Gene: C5AR2
Product: complement C5a receptor 2
Exons: 3
Coding region: 432-1439 (335 amino acids)
Biological process (GO): complement receptor mediated signaling pathway; inflammatory response; positive regulation of cytosolic calcium ion concentration
Cellular component (GO): plasma membrane
Molecular function (GO): G protein-coupled receptor activity; complement component C5a receptor activity
Source: RefSeq, a predicted model, not a curated record